AACAAAAUGGCGACACCCUUGAAAAAUGUGUUUUUCCAAACUUUACUCAAUAAUCGGUCUCGAUUAAAUAUUAUAUCAGGUAGAAAAUGAGUCUAUCUACAUAUUAUUUGGCUUGAAAAUGUUGGAAAUAUUUUUUAUAUUGGCCCCCUCUCCAACAGGUACUUAAGAAAACCUGAUUUUCAUAAUCAUCCUUUACUUUCUGCAUUAUAAUUGGGAACGGAGCUUUUAAUUUUACAUCUAACUAUUCACUAUUCUAACCGAGUCUACUUAUCCCAUUCGCUUCUAAUUCUAACCUCUAACUCCAAAAGACCACCUGGAGUACUAAGGAGAGGGAGAUAACUCUUUAAGUGCAAGCACCCCAAAUUUUAUAAAAUGGUUGUUUGAAACACAUUAUUAUGCAAUUUUAACAAGAACUUAAAUUGAAAAGUAUAAUUAGUAUUUUUAAAAUGACUGAUAGUUUAUAGUUUUAAGUACUUUUAAUUAGUUAAAAUUAGUUAAUUUUAGCAAAUUAAAACUAUAACAUUAACGGGGAAAAAGUAAUGAACAAGGAUCAACACUGCUACAUAUAAAUAUAAGAUUCACGGUCCUAAAGCACACAUAAAGACUAAUAUUCUAUAUGUGCAUAUUUAUGGACAAGCAACAUUUUUCAGGGAAACAUUUUUAAAAUAAACUUAUGAAGCUAAAAUAAAAUUCAAAUAUCUGCAGAACUAUGGUUUUAAUUUUUAAAUCUGUAUGACUCACAAUCGAGCCUUAAUUAUAGCAUCAUUUUAUUGUAUGGGAAUUGGCAUUCUCAUCUGUGCUGAAUUUUUCCUGAGUAUGAUCCUACAAGUUUUAAGCAAGUGAGAACAAAUUUUAAAAAAUUGAGAUAUCCUUUUUUUGUUUUGCUUCUAAGACAUUUGGUACAAGCACAAUGUCUUAUUUUUUAACUGACUUCUGAAAGUUUUACCAACAUGUUAUUUUAGGUCAAAUUUGUUACUGAAUAAAUUACGGGAUGAUUGUAAUCCAUGUUGGUGAGCCAUCCUAUCACCAUAAUCAUGCCAUAUGAGAAGUCUGUGGUAGAUAUUAGGCCAUGAACAUUAAGCCUUGGGAAGCUCACAUUUUUCUCAGGGUGCAUCACACUCUGUGCAGUCACAUCUUAUUUCAAACUGAAAAUGAAUAACCUACUACCAUCUACUCUAGCAACUAGUGUACUAUGGUUACAUUCUCAGUCUCAGUAGUCUGUGGAGUGCACUGUACAGUUAUGGCUACUGCCAAGAGGAAUGUAAUAUGACACUUUAUUUACAGAAAAUUACUCAUCUGAAGAAUUGUCUUGAAAAAAGUCUACAUACAUUAGUCUUAGUUUUCCACUCAACUCUAGCUCCAUCUUAUUUUGAAUGCUAUUUAACAAUUAAAAUGUCCCAAAAUAUUUUUCUUGGCACAGUUUUAAAGGAACUGUUUUAUUGCGUUUAACUUGAAUUUAUGGACAUUUAUAUAACCAUUUACCACAGUAACCAAGCUACAAGAAUAUCAAGUUUAGUCAAUAUUACAGUACUCUAUGAAUAAGGGGGUGGGGGGUGUUGUUAAAAUGAAAAUUUCAAAACUAAUUUAUUUAGUUCUAGACAUUUAUUUUCUUUUUGGAAAAUUUGACCAUACUGUUGCUUUUUUUUUUACAAUAUUUUCAAUGAUUCACAGUUUACCGCACUUUACUGAGUGAAGCAGACACAAAAAUUGACAGAUAUUGGAGGCAAAGAAUUUUCAAAGCAGAUGAGCUUGGAACAAGUGGGAAAUGUACAAAUCACAUUAAACAAUAAAAUUCAUUAUUUGGAAAUAUAUAUUUAUCAAAAGUAGUUACAGAAGAUUUGAAAAUAUUCUUUAUAACCUACAAACUACAAUGGAAAUAUCAGGAUGUUAGAGUAACUGAAAAAAAAUUAAUUUGACCCAAAAUGUGUUCUAUAAUCAUUGUAUAAUUUUGUUCCACUAAAUCUGGCAGAAAUGAAAACGUAAUCCACAUAAUUUAGAAAACUUAACCUUAAACUUUAUAAAACAUAUAUUAGAUUAUUAUUUUUAAUUAUUUUCUUGUUUUUAUUUAUGGGUUCCUAUUUUUCAAGCAGUUUUGACAUAUAUUUGACUUUAUGUUAUACUUUCAGCAACUCUGUUACAAAAAUUGAGUAAUGUAAAAUCACCAUUGGAUGCUAAGUUGUGUGCUUAUGAAAUAAUAGAUCUUAUUCAUGUUGCUGACACAAAACAAGAAGUAAUUCUGUUGGAAAAUCUCUUAUGCCUUUUAAGGUAAUGUAAAAAUGUGCUUUUUACUUGUGAAAUAAUAGAUCUUAUUCAUGUUGCUGACACAAAACAAGAAGUAUGUCUGUUGGAAAAUCUCUUAAGCCUGUAAUGUAAAAAUGUGCUUUUUACUAGUCAGUCAUGAUCAGUCACAUUUUUCUGAAAACAAAAAAAACGUUUCUGGCUUUUGUUUUCUGUUUAUUAAGCCCUUGUUAUUUUUAUAGUGGUUAGAUAUGGAAUAAGCUUUAUUAUGUGGUUUUAGUUCUGAGCAAAAUUUCUCCACUGCCCAGCUGUCACACUCAACAAAGCUCAGAGGGAGCAUGGCUCGACAUCUUUGAUUUCCAACUUAUUGACUAAAAUAAUGAAUUUUAAUUAAUUUAGUGUUGUGUUGUAUUAUUAAUAUUAGUUAGAAACAAUUUAAAACCUGUCUCAUGCUAAAUAACAUUUGAAGUUAAAAAAAAAUAAAAUUUUAAAGAUAUCUGGACAUGUUGCCAAGGAGCCAUUGUAAACAAAACAUAACAGGCAAUAUUUUCCUAAUGAGAUAAAAUAAAAUUUAAAUUUUCAUAACUUUGAUUUAUUUUAGUGAAUCUGGUAUCACAGACAUUGAAAACUUCAACUUUGGAGCAAGUAUCAUCAGAUUAUACCAUUAUUUGGGUUUACCAGAAGAGGCCUAUGCAUUAUUCAAAAGUCAUGUUAGUAUUUCAAGUUGCAUCUAAAAGAUUGUUGAUGAUGUUGGAUUGAAUUAAAAUUAAUACAAAAUUUCAAGUUUUCCUAAAUCACCUUUAUUUCAUUUUGACUCUUUUAGUCAUAUCAUUAUUUCUCCUCAACCCAUUUUUUUUACUAUAUUAUUGUAUCUGGUCCCUUAACUUCUUUAUCUGAUAAUGCAAUUGCUUUGUCUUUUAUAUAAAGCUUUGAUUUUCUUUUCCAUCUGACCAACAUUCAGUGUUUUAUUUACAAUUUAUUUUGGUCCAUUUAUUUAAUUAAUAGGGUAUAAUAGGCAUAAAAUACUACACAUCAUACAAUGUUAAACAAUUGUACUUAAUGAACAUAGCGUUGUUGUUUUUUUUCUUUUUCAAUUUCACAGAAAUGUAAGGAAUUUCUUAUGGACAACACCUGCCACAAAGUUCUCAUGGAUCUGCUGUACAAUCACAAACAGUACCAGAAAGUUUUGGAUGUUUUUGCCUCAUUGCAAAAGUUUAACAUUGAUUGCAUCACUCUGGCACUAGGUGCUCAUUAUCAUAUUGUAAGGGACACUUCACUUAAGAUUGAUUCAUCUUUUUAAUGCAAAUGAUGCUGCUGAAAUUUUAACAUCUUUAAUUUUUAUACACCUGGUAGCUGAAAAGAUGUCAAUACCAACAUACAAUAAAUAUAAAAAAUGCCAUAUAGUCUUUGUGGCACAGUAGAGUAAAUGUGGUUUUUAAUUAUUUUCAAAAUGAUGUCAUUUAAAAAGGUUAUUGUUAAUUAUAAUGUAUUAUUUAUCAUGUCCCGGAAUAAUGUGUAUGUUUCUCUUUGGUUUCGGUAUUAAUGUAAAUGACUAGACUUUAUAAAAAAAUUAAUUGUAAUUUUUGUGUAUCCUUGAAAGUAAUGAAAGUCUGUAAACUUGAUUCUUUUUAAUUAUGUUUUAACACCUACUAUUAGCAGCUAUUUAUUCACUUGUAAAUUAUUUACUGUAUGUGAGAAGCAUUUACAUGUGUCUGAAGUAUUCCUAGUUCCUAGCAUAAAAGCUUCUCGUAGGUCGAUUCACCUGGAGAUAAUUAGCAUUUGUCUAUUACAAAUAUUUUCACAUGCAUACAUGUCUUUUAUUUUACAGAACACUGAAGAAAGCUUUGAAGCUGCACAGAAAUUGAUAAAAGAUUACUUGAAAAAUUAUUCUUUGUCUAGGAGAGCUAUUAUGUUUUAUUGCAUGCUUGCCAUUCAGCAGGUAACUACAUCAACUAAUCCUUUUAGCUUCAAUUAUUCAAUUAAAUAUAUCAAGCAGUAAACUUAUAUUAUAUAGAUUCAUUUAACUAAAUCAAGCAAUCCAAACCUAUGUUGAUGUUAGUUUUUAGGUCUACAUACUAUCCCCAAGGAAAGGGGCCAUCCAUAUAAUAUGUCCAGAAAGAAGACACCCCCCCCCCCAACCCACUAUUAUUUUUUUAGGCACCCUCCCCUCUUAUGCCUGCUUAUAAUAUAAUGUUAAAAAUGUUUUUUUAUUAAAGUUAACCACUAUCUUUUGUUUUCCAAAUAUGGAAUUAUAGAAUAUAUAUUUCACAUAUUGUAAGUUUUAUCCUACGGUCUUUUAAAAGGCAGCAAUCUCAAAAUUUAAUCUCCUUUAUUGCAGCAUGGAGACCACUUUAUUUAAAAGGUGCUAGUGGUGAUGGGUGGGAGGGGAUGUUGGUCAGGCAAACGAAAUAAUUAUUUCAUGUUACAAAUUACUUCCCACACUCACAGAAAGGGAUACGGUGGCUACACACUACAGUAUGUUGUCACUAUGCUAAAUAUUACUGUUGCGAUAUCUAGCAAGUUAUUUGUGGAGAAACAGGGUCAUAGAAUGACGAUAAAUUAUGAAACAUUUUGGUGAUAUUUUUUUAAUAAUUUAUAGCCUUUUUGAAAAUAUUAAAAAUCAUGGAUGUCAAGCAUUUUUUGGUGACAGUUGACUUUAUUGGAGAUAUUAGAAACUAUCAGAAUUUCAGGAUAAUUAUUGCAGAAUUUGUGCAUAAAUGUACGUAGGUGAGAUACCCCACCUCUAACCAUCAUGCACCCAUUGGUAAAAUGUCCAAACUCAUUCAUUAUACCAUGCCCCCUUAUUACAUAAUAAUACUAAUAAUGAUUAUUUGAAAAUCACGCUUCAUCCCCAAAGGCUCGAAGCGCAUUACAUACCACAUUGAAGUACAAAAUCCAACAUUACAAAAACUAAAUACGAGAAUACCCAUUCAGUCUUUCAUACCUUGCAACCAAAAACAACACAGACAAAUAUACAUCUACAAGAUAAUAGCAAGAUAGACAACAUCACCCCAGCAUGUGUUUGCGAAAUAGAUAAGUCUUCAAAUCAGUUUUGAAAGACUCCAGUGUCUGGCUGUUUCUGAGAGCGACAGGAAGUGUGUUCCAAAUUGUAAUACCGUCCUCUCAGUGCAUACAUAAUACUACCACCCUUAUACAGAAUAUCUGGAUGUUAACCCCCCGCCCUUCCCCCCCCCCCACUCCUAGUGCAUACAAAAUAUCUAGAUGAUUAGAUGGCCCCCUAAUGAGCAAUUAAAUCCGUCCUCUCAGUGCAUACAUAAUACUACCACCCUUAUACAGAAUAUCUGGAUGUUAACCCCCCGCCCUUCCCCCCCCCCACUCCUAGUGCAUACAAAAUAUCUAGAUGAUUAGAUGGCCCCCUAAUGAGCAAUUAAAUUUCAUAGGUUUGAUAAUGUGACUUUUCAAUAAAUGUUUUUCUGACAAAAGGAGCAUGAUGGCUAGGUUCAUGUCAAUUCAAAUUCAUUUGAAACAGACUCAGUUCCCAGGUGUUCAUUUAGUCAGAACAUUUCACACAAUAUAUGAGCGGAGACCCGAUUGCUUGUCAAGUCUAAAAAGACAAUAAAAUAAAAUAUGUUCUUUGUCUACAUUUGUGGUCUUAACUAAGAAAAGGGAAGAAAAAGAACAAAAACAUUACACCUUGCAAAAUAACUAAUAAGGUAGAAAUAGACAUUCAUAACUUUUAACCUAUCAACGAGCUUUUGAUUCUUUUGGGGUUGUUUUGGCUUUUAUUUCAACUGAAUAUUUUCAGAAUCAUCCAAAGGAAGCGCUUCAGGCCCUGAACAACUGCCAACCAAAUAAUGUGACAUUUAAUAUGAAGGUAUCAGUUGUUUCAUCUCAGAAUAUUGUAACAAAUGCAAAACUUAUUAAAAUAUUUGUUUCAAUAAUGAUAAAAGUUAGGAACUGGAAUAAGUUAACGAAACUAGCGUAUGAUUUUUUGUGUUAUUUCCAGUUGAUAUCCUUAGCUAAACUGGGACAAUCUUCAGAACUGAUGAAAAGUUUGGUCAAAGUUAAAAGUGAAACAGAAAAUAUAUCAAGACCUUUAGAUGUCAGGCUUUUUAGCGAUACUGUAAGUAGUUGGUAAGAAAGAUUUAUUAAACCAGCGUCUGUUGCUAUGAAAGACAUCUUUAAACCAGCUUUUGUUGCUAUGAAAUACAUUUUUAAACCAGCCUCUGUUUGGUCCCUUUUUUUUUUAUCUUGUUAAACAAUAUUUUUAGACCCGGACCACAGCUUACAAAGUUCAAUCAGGAAUAUUUGUAUAAAUGUAUAACUUUAUCCUGGGUUGUUUUUUUUUGUUGUUUUUUAUAUAUAUACAAGCAUUCUCAAAUUGUGCUAACAUAUGUUACUCCUACAAACAUCUCUUUGAAACAUCUGGCGACUUUUCCACAAACACAAAUUGAAUAAACAGCCCAAAUUUAUUAUUUACAAGUUCUUCACAGUCAUUACCAUUUUCAUUUAAGUCAUUGUUUAACAAUCGCAUAGAAGAAGUAGUCAAAUUUAAAAAAAGCAAAUUAAUGAAAGCAAGAUAAAAUAAAAAUGCACUAAUCCUUGUUAAUUUUGUUAAUAUCACUGCAAAAAUCCUUCACAUUUUGCAUUUAGUAUCUGAUUUUUUCAAUAUGUUAUGUUACAGAUGAAAGAAAUAUCUGAAAGUUUAAAUGAGAGUUUGAGCCCACGAGACUUUGCCAGUGCUCGUUUCCUGAUAGAAGACCUCGGAGAAAGGGGAGUUUUGAGCAGGCAGGUGAUAACAAUUUUUCUAGACAGAACCAUUCCAGGAAAUGUGGGGAAUAGAAAACAAGGAGGCAAGCAAAAAGUCGUAAGGGACUCUCAACGUGACACACAUCCACGGUUAAGCUGAGCUAAUCCUGAUAUCUUUAACAGUCUUUAUUGGAAUGAAUCAUUAAGAUUUUCUACAAUACUUAGAUUGCAAUGAAGAAACAUAUCAAGAUCCCAAGCUAUUCAGUUAAUGAUAAUGAUUCAGCUGUGAGUCAUUAUAUUUGUAAAAACUGUAUUUUAUUUUUAAAAAUUAUGAAAAAAAAAAAAAAAUUCGCAUUGGGUAUUGAAUUCCUUAAAAACUAAAAGCAUGAUGUCCAUGUCAUUGCCCAUGUAUCAGGAAUUGUACUUGGUAUAUGAUGAUGGCAUAUAGAAACAUGUGUCUCUGUAGGUAUGCAUACUUACUUUGAUAACUAUGUCAACAGAAAGGGAAUCUCUAAAAUUACUAAAAAGUAAAAAAAAAAACUAUUUAGUACACUAUUUCAAAGGCUGCAAGGUGAUGAAGUCCAUUAACUAAGAAUCACAUUAUCUUGAACGCAGUACUUAAAUCUGUGCACUGCUGUGUACGUCUAUUCUGUCAGUUCACUGGCCUGGCUGCAAUACUGCAAUGACUUUGUAAAAUAACUUUUUCAGGAAAAUAAAUGAUUGUGCAUCAAAAGCAGAUUUAUCUAAACCUUAAGUCAUCUAGUUAUAAUGACACAUAUUUAGCCUUCUGCUCUCUGGUACCAUUGCCAAACCACAGACCACCAUUUUUGUGUAGCUAUGUUCUAUAAUAGUGUUUCCUAAAGUGGUGGACCGGCACCAGUCUGUGAGCAUUAAGUUGCCUUUUGUUUUGAUCUUCUUUCGUGUGGUCUUCAUAAAUGUUACGACCUUUCCUAUUAAAUGAAUGUCCAUGCCUCGAAAUGUUGUGUG
Lymnaea stagnalis (great pond snail) is the source of this 7935-nucleotide messenger RNA. Lineage: Eukaryota; Metazoa; Mollusca; Gastropoda; Lymnaeidae. The record is from the annotation of a GenBank genome assembly.